Messenger RNA from Vigna umbellata (rice bean), 1532 nucleotides. Its product is annotated as yacP-like NYN domain protein. The record is from RefSeq and is a predicted model, not a curated record. NCBI's taxonomy places the organism in Eukaryota, Viridiplantae, Streptophyta, Magnoliopsida, Fabales, Fabaceae.
AUUAAUAAGUUGGUAUUUGGAGUUGGUGGCUGAGGAUGAGAACUGGAGGAAGGGAUGAAGGGUGAGAAGAGAGGAAAAAAGCAGGAAUAUUGAAAAAUGUGAAAGUGAAUUAGCAGAACAAUAUUAUGAAACUGAAAGCUGUUCCUUCAUCCCUUAAUUCCUUUGUAGUUGGUGGAGAUUGUAAUCACAAUGCUACUGCUGCUUCUUCAUCUUCAUCAUCUUGUCAGAGACAAAGCAUAGUGAUAGUUGCCAACAAAAACAGGAAGCAGCAUGAGAUUCAGGGUUCAGAAUCAUCUCCUCCAAGAAUCACAUCCAACGUCAAGCAAAACCUCCGCUUCCUCAAGCUAUGGAAGAGCUUCCAAAAUAGAAAUUCUGCCACUCCCAGACCUUCAACCAGUUACCGCAAGAAGAAGGUGGAGAAGGAUGAGGAUGUUGUAGACACCGACCUCUAUCGUGACCCCACCUCCUCUCUCUACUAUACCAAUCAGGUGGGUAUAGACAAUGCUGUCCCUGUAUUGCUUGUGGAUGGUUAUAAUGUUUGUGGCUAUUGGAUGAAACUCAAGAAGCAUUUCAUGAAAGGAAGACUUGAUAUUGCUCGUCAAAAGCUAAUUGACGAGCUUGUAACUUUCAGCAUGCUUAGAGAGGUCAAAGUGGUUGUUGUUUUUGAUGCAAUGAUGUCUGGACUCCCCAGCCACAAAGAAGAUUUCGCAGGUCUUGAUAUUAUUUUCUCAGGAGAAACAUGCGCUGAUACAUGGAUUGAAAAAGAGGUUGCAGCUUUAAGAGAGGAUGGUUGCCCCAAAGUCUGGGUAGUCACUUCUGAUCAUUGCCACCAGCAAGCAGCACAUGGAGCUGGAGCCUUUAUUUGGAGUUGCAAGGCGUUAGUAACUGAGAUCAAAGCAUCGCAAAAGGAGGUUGAAAAGAUGCUUCAAGAGCAAAGAUCCACCUCUUUUCAAGGUAGAUUAUUGAAGCACAAUCUUGAUGCAGAAGUAGUGGAUGCCCUAAAGGACCUGAGGAAACAACUAUCUGAAAAUGAGUUGAAGUAAAAUAUCAUGUCUGACAGGAAAAUUCUCUACAAGAACAAACUUUGGAAAGACCAGCAAGAUUGAUCAAAUGUGAAGAUCCUGCUUGAAGUCCUUACAAACUCCAACACAAGUAGCCCAGUUGGAGGCCAAUCACUGACCAUUUGUUAAUUGUCUAUUUUAUAACUUUUGCUUGUACAAGCGACUGAACCAGAGCACUAAAGUAUGAGACGUUAUUUUUUACUGUUUGUGUUUAUAAGUGUAAUAUGUAUUAGUUUAAACAGUAUUUAUUGUGAAUUUGUUUAAUUUCAAUUAACAAAGAAGUUCCACAUCAUUUCAUUAAGUAGUGUUUUUACUUACUGUUGGUGUAAUGCUACUGCUUAUGUAAAUCUGUACAUUAAUCGAUUAAAUUUGCUAUUUACGUAUAAAUUUAUUCGUAUGUGCAUAUAUAAUAUGCAAUUUGUGUGAACAUUUGAUACCAGAUGCUAAUGAAUGAUGGUUUAUUUGAGGUUA